AUGAAGACCAUCGUCGUCCUCGGGGCCGGCCUCGCCGCCGCGCCCAUCAUCCGCCAGCUGAUGCGCACCGUCGUCCUGAAGCGCAAGGACAUGCGCAUGAUCGUCGUCGCGCCCAACACGCACUUCCACUGGCCCAUCGCCAUGCCGCGCGUCGUCGUCCCCGGCCAGCUUCCCGACGACAAGGUCAUGUUCCCGUACGAUCCCAUCUUUCGCGAGUACCCCUCGGACCGCUUCGAAUUCGUGCUCGGCAGCGCCGCCUCGCUCGAUCCGGAGGCCCGCGUUGUCACCGUCGGGCUCAACGCCGGCGGCGACGAGCGGGCCGUCCCCUACGACACGCUCGUCGUCGCCACCGGCGCGUCGGCCAAGGACGACAUGCCGUGGAAGGUCCUCGGCACGACGGCCAGGACCACGGAGCGGCUGCACCGCCUGCAGGAGGACAUCAAGCGGGCAAAGACGAUUGUCGUGGCUGGCGGCGGGCUCACGGGGUCGGAGACGGCCGGCGAACUGGGCUUCGAGUACGCGAGGGACGGGACCAAGGACGUCUACUUCAUCUACUCGGGGGAUGUGCCGCUGUCGUCGCUGCCGGUGCUGGAGAGCGUGCGCAAGCAGACCAAGCACGAGCUGGAGAGGAUGGGCGUCAAGAUGAUGCCCAACACGACCGUCACGCGGGCCACCAAGUCGGGCGACGAGACGGUCCUGGAGCUGCGCGGCGCCGACGGCACGACCAAGACGCUGACGACGGACGCGUACGUCCCGACGACGGGCGUGACGCCCAACACGUCCUUUGCGCCGGCCAAGAUGCUCGACGGCCGGGGGUACAUGAAGCAGACGACGCGGCUGCAGGCGGAGGGGUACCCGGACAUCUUCGUGGUGGGCGACGCGGGCAGCCUCGAGGCGUCCAAGGCCAUGAUGGCGACGACGCAGGCCACGCAUCUCAUCAAGGUGCUGCCCGCGUACCUGCUCGCCGGCGACGACGGCGACGGCGCCCGGGGAGAGCUGCCCGAGUACCAGGUCAACACCAAGGAGAUGGUGGGCGUGACGCUGGGCCGCAGCAAGGGCACGGGGCAGAUGGGGACGUUCAAGGUGUUUAGCUUCUUGAUCUGGUGGCUCAAGGGCCGCUUCCUGGGCACCGACUAUGCGGCGCAGCUGCCCGCGGGGAAAAGGACGAUGAUGGCGACGCUGGAGAAGUAG
Purpureocillium takamizusanense is the source of this 1191-nucleotide messenger RNA. RefSeq lists its product as uncharacterized. Gene Ontology annotation, molecular function: electron-transferring-flavoprotein dehydrogenase activity; flavin adenine dinucleotide binding. Gene Ontology annotation, cellular component: cytoplasm. The transcript has a single exon. Bases 1 to 1191 code for a protein of 396 amino acids. The record is from RefSeq and is a predicted model, not a curated record. NCBI's taxonomy places the organism in Eukaryota, Fungi, Ascomycota, Sordariomycetes, Hypocreales, Ophiocordycipitaceae.